AUGAACGAAUUAUCAAAGUACCUGAACGAGGCGCAAGCAGAGCUCAAAUCGACUCGAACGAGGAAGGAGAAGGAAAGUAGACUUAUGAGGUUGACGGAGAAUUAUCAAGUGAUGAAGAUCCAUUUAAUCAAAGAGAAGAUCAGUAACACUACUUUGGUCAGGGAGAAAGAGUCAUUGGAGAAGGAUAACAAGCGAUUGAGAAUGGAGUUGGAAGAGGUGAAGGAAAGUAUGAAGAAGAUUGACCGCGAGAUAAAAGAGACAAAGGACCAAGACGUCAAGGAAAAGGCAAAAACUCGUGAAUUGGAAGAACAACUUGCCGAGGAAAAAGAUUGGAUCGUAAAACAUCGUAAAGUCCUACAUAGCCGAUUCGAAACGAUAAACUCUCUCGAACAUCAACUAAGAUUUAGGGAUGAAGAAAUAACCAAGUUGAAAGAUACGAUUGAAAAGAAAGAGAAGACUCAGGGUGCGUUGAGAGAAAGAAUCAAGAGCUUUGAAGAUAAGUUACUUGAGAUGAGAAGAAGGGUGACACAGGAGUGA
Kwoniella botswanensis is the source of this 537-nucleotide messenger RNA. RefSeq lists its product as uncharacterized. Bases 1 to 537 code for a protein of 178 amino acids. The transcript has 2 exons. Lineage: Eukaryota; Fungi; Basidiomycota; Tremellomycetes; Tremellales; Cryptococcaceae. The record is from RefSeq and is a predicted model, not a curated record.